Molecule: messenger RNA, 1458 nt
Organism: Salvia splendens (bonfire salvia)
Lineage: Eukaryota; Viridiplantae; Streptophyta; Magnoliopsida; Lamiales; Lamiaceae
Exons: 4
Coding region: 1-1278 (425 amino acids)
Source: RefSeq, a predicted model, not a curated record
AUGAGUACAGAUGGCUUUAAACAUUUUUUUUGUUUUUUUUUUAAAUUAGCCCAUUUUGCAUACUUCCUAAUAUGCCCUUGGCGUUUUCAGAAGCCCGCCACCCAAAUUUCCUACGCGGAAAACCCAUCUCAUUUCAAUUCAAAUUUGGGGAUAAAUAAGGAGACUGCUACUGUCUGCACAUUGAUAGCAAACAGAGUGAUGCAGACGGGAUACGAGCACGGGAAAGGUCUGUCUCCGUUACCCGGAGGACCGAAUGUAGGUAUCCCCAACUCUGGAAAACGUCCAUGGGGUGGUAGCUCUAGCAGCAGGGUCGAUUGCGAUGUUGUGACUGCGACGCCGAGGAACAAGUUUCGCAAGGGGGAAAGAUCGAGACGAAUGUGGACUCCGCAGGAGGAAGAAAUACUAGCCGCGACAUUGCUAGACCUCACUGCGACAGGCUGGAAAUCGGACAACGGUUUCAGGGCGGGGUACCUAAGUAAGAUAGAGGACAGCCUCCGUGCCGAGUUCCCCAACACGGACUUGAAAGGAAACCCGCACAUCAACUCCAAAAUCGGGGCGUGGAAGAAGAGUUAUGGCCUUCUCCGAUCCAUACUGAGUCGAACUGGGGUAGGGUGGAACCAUCACGGUGAUCACAAGUUUGAUUGUAGUGAUGAACAAUGGGGACAGAUUGUGCUGGCAGACAAAGAGGCCAAAUUUAUGCGGAACAAAUCGUGGCCAUUGUGGGAGACGUGGAAGACUAUAUUUGGCAAGGAUCGUGCUUCAGGGCUGGCUGCUGAAGAGAUAGGUGCAGCUGCGAAAAGUCUCCGUGCCCAGUUUGCUGGAGGCAGCCAGGUUAACGAAAACGACUACCACCUCUCCUUUGAAGAUUUCAUCCCUGAACCGUAUACACCGGUGUCCAACAACAAUGAGUUGCACGAUGACAGCUCCGACAAUAGUGGGAAACAGGCGUCGACUACCAAAACUAUACCUCCGAAGAGGAAAAAGCCAUCCCCUGAUGCAGAGCUUAUGGAGUUCCUAGGCAACCUCCAUGAGAGAACUGAUGCGCGGCUUGAGAUGAUUUCUAAACGCAUUGGAUAUGAGUUCGACAUGGGUCAAGCACGACAGGAAGUGUUUGAUAAGCUCGGCACCGUUGAAGGCCUUACACUGCCCCAACGCAAUCGUCUGUGUAAUAUUUUGGGUGACAAACCUCAACGUCUUGAAGUUUUCAUUGGCAUGCCGUCCAAUGCUCGUCUUGGCUAUCUCCUAUGCCUUAUCGAGGACGAACAGAAGAAAGGCUGACUAAAGCACAUCAGAGUAUGAUUUAGUCAGCACUACUAUCUUUUGCCAAUGCAUUUAACCUUAUUUCCAUGCUAUUGCACAUAUAACUUAUCUUUUGACAACUAAAUGACAUGGUUUAUGUAAACUUCGUCAACUGAUUCACUAGGCAUAUUACAUAUGAAGUAAUUACAGUUUCAGAUA